Messenger RNA from Truncatella angustata, 4950 nucleotides. RefSeq lists its product as uncharacterized. The transcript has 2 exons. Lineage: Eukaryota; Fungi; Ascomycota; Sordariomycetes; Amphisphaeriales; Sporocadaceae. The record is from RefSeq and is a predicted model, not a curated record. Bases 1 to 4950 code for a protein of 1649 amino acids.
AUGUAUUCUCAAUUAAACAACAAGGUCAUUCGUGACAGCUCUCCACCCGAGCUGGCACGGUACUUCCAAACGCAGCUCAGGAGUGCCAACUGGCGAACCAUUUCGAAUCAACUUAUCUCUUCAGUUGAAACCGGUGCUAUCCCCCCGGAUGUAUUUCAAGUCUGGCUAGCAGUCUGCAAAGAUGCAGAUGCUAUUGUAGCUGCUAUUCGCCAAACGGUUUCGAUUCUGGCACGUCAUGUCGCUAUCAGACGGUUUGGGAAAUGGUUACGUACGGAUGCCGGCUUUUCCGCCAUCUGGAAAGCAAUAGGCGAUGUUCGAGGCGUUGUUGAGUUGAUGUCAACAUUCAGCGUUCAUCAUAUCAGCACUCUAUGCGAGACUAUUUCCCUGUCCUGCAAAGCCACUGGAGCCUUAUCACCUCGGCAGAGUGCUAUUUCUAAGCUGUACAAUACGCUGUGCGGGAAUGGUGAAAUAUCCAACCCAGACACACGACCAUUAGAGCAUCUCUAUCGACAACUCAUCCCCGCUUGCAAUGUCGAAACCGCGCUGGCAUACACAAAGGACCGCGGCCCAGGACGAAGAGUCGCGGAUGCGCAUUCAGCGGCUUACGAGAUGAAAGCUAUGCAACAGCUCUUCCCCAGUAAAGGCGAGGCAAAGAAAAUCUCCGAUUGCACUUGUCUUUUGAACCGCGACCGCCGAUUUGCACUCAGCGUGUUGACACGCAUUACGACAGAUUCGAAAGCUCUACAAUUUAAUGGUGACGUGCUCGUCAAAGACCUCAUCAUUCCUUUGUUGAGACGUCUACACAAUGUUCAUAACCAUGAUGACACGAAUCGUGUCCUAAUUUUGACUUUACAGUGUGCACAGAAGGAGGCAAAUGUCGCCAAAGCUAUAGUGGUUGAUGCUAGAUUUGCUCCCGAGCAUAAAACCGUGAUUUUUUAUGCAACCCGACAUUGGAAGCGUUCCCCCGGCCGGCAAGAUGCUGAGAAGCUACUGAGUGGUCUCAUCGCCGUUGUGCCUGAGAGACAACUGGCUUCUCUCAAUAGUGUCGCCAGUUUAGCACAGACAGUCGAGCCUGUCCUGAGAUAUCCUCUUCUACGUCUGUUUUUGCUGAAUGCGAGAUGGUGGGGUAUAGAUAUCAGCGCCGAAACUAAAAGCGUUGAGACGAAACUCUCGGAAGAAACGGACGAGCGCUGGCCAGUCGAGUUCUUCCUGGAUCUUCACGCACCUGCGGCCUUGCGCCUAUUCAAGAUAAUUGCCAACGCUCGCCCAGACGGCAAUUUCAUUUCGACAACUUCACCACUCCUUGAAAGAAGAGUUAUUACAGCCUUAUCAAUCGGAGGUAACUCAGUAGAUCCUGAUAUCAUGGCAGCGUAUCUGGAAUCUCGGGUUGCGACGACUGUGGACGAGGAAUCAAAUUGGUUCAGCCGAGCAAAGAAGGGACUCUCCGAGAGGAAGAAUAAAGCAUCGAACUCACGAGAAUGGGAAGAACGUGCUGAUUGGGCGACGUCCGCCCUGAAGCUCGCCAUAGCCACGAGUUCGCUGGGGCUCUACGCCGAUACCCUCCUUUGGGCUCGGCGAUUCAAUCGUGACGCCCAGACCGUUGGGCGGCUGUACGUAUCACAACACAUCAGCACCGAAGAAGGGCUAGAUCUGUUGAGUGGAAUUCCAACGAACAAGCUCAAACAUAAACUACCGUCCCUGGAAGUGGCCAGAACGGCAGUUUCUAAGAGUAAUGAUAUCAUGUUCGAGCUUUUGGAAACAGCGGGCAUGUCAAUCAAGGAACCGUCAUUCGUUGAAAGGAACUGGGCUGCGGUCAAAACUUUCCCAGCGGAUGUUUUGUAUAGACGCCUAGAACGGACUCAAUUGAUGCAGGAAAAGUAUGGCUGGUCAGACGAUAGUGUGAUAAGCGCAAUCUGGGAGCCUACCAUAGAAUUUUUGGUCAAGAUGGAACAGUUCGGACUGUCACCAGAGAAUGAACGACUGCAUCUCAAUUCGGUUUCUGGUCCGCUUGAAGGUUGGGCAGCCGUCAAGCCAACAAAAUCUACAUGCUUCUUCUUAGACAGGUUGGCAGAAAGACGAAACGAGAUCUGGACGAAGGUCCGCCGUACUGCUUACCCGACCACCACGACCCUCCGACAGCCUUGGCCUACUGGCUUGCCCAUACAAAUAUUGUGCCCCAGGGUGGACUUGGCAACAUUUGGUCUUCACAAAAUGCCAUAUCUCCAACCCCGUUGUGAAGCUGUCGUUUUUUCCGACUCAUCACUCCUCAGCCCUCCGCCUGACGAUGAGGCUACUCGAGAAGCGAUUGGGGUUUUCGUCGACAGCUAUACAUACGCUCUUCGAAUCUAUCUAUUGAGCGCCGAGGAUAAGCAAGAGCGGGACCUUCGCCUGAACAAGGCUUGGGCGCACGCCACUACAACGCUUACUGGAACUCGAAUGAGUGCUGAAGAAGCCGUGGCUUUCUGGGUAGAGAAUGCGUUCUGUUCAAUCCAGUGCUGCCUAGGCCUCAAAGAUGGCCUUGAGCGUUUGGGGCUUGUGCCGGAACGAAAGCCUAUCAUGCCAGAACUGCCCGAACCAGAUGACGCUUCGCCUGUCGAGUGGAAUCCCUGGCCGAACUGGAUCAUGUCCGAAAACAAAUCCCGAGAUUUGCCCAAGACAACUAUUGAUUGUUUGCUUGUCCCCGGGCGGACGUACUUGCUUAAUUCGAAAAGAAUUUCUACGCCAUUGCGCCAUCGUGAAGUCAAAACACCUGGAAGACGUCACCCCCGUAUCUGGCAAAUUCCUGGGAGUUACGAAACACCCCUUCCAGGGGCAACACGAGACGCAUUGAUCACUGCCUGCAUUUCCUAUAUCAACACCAAAUAUGGCUCAGACUCUUCAUUGUUACUCAAACCAUUUCCCUCUGAGACGGAUAUACGGAUCCCUGCUUUGUAUCUGGAUACCGAGUUCCUCGAAGCACACGGGACUCCUAACGCUAACUGGCAAAUGGAGAUCUUGUCUCGCUUUUCGUCGCGAAUUCCUCUACCCACAAUUUCUCAACUUGCCAAAUCACUUCUGGGACGUCUGAACGGGAGCGACAAAGAAGACCCGAUUGUGCGCGAGGCGGCCAUGGCGAUUAUCAAACAACUUGUGCGUAGUGAUCGACCGGAAAUUGCGCGCCACUUGGUACAGUAUGUUGUACUUGACCGGCAAGACGACAGCUCGUGGCAUCGUCAUCUGGUCAAUAUCAGAUUUCUGAAGAGUUUAUCAGUUGAGCACGCGAAGGAGUUUAUUGCAGAUAUCUGUGCAGAAAUCCAACAGCGACAAGCCCAAUUUGCGGCAGACCAGGUUAAACGGAAGGCGGAAAGACAUGAGCGACGAAGCGAUCCAUCGGAUUCUGAACCACCUCCGAAGCAGGCAGAGGGUGAAUCGCAAUCCGCUACACUUAUGAUCAAGGUGAGCACGAUUAAGAUGAUCGCCCAGUUGCUUCGCGGUGCCGACUUUAUCGAUCAGAAAUUCGCUUGUGACAUUCUUGAGAAAUUGCUAAAUAGUUCCUCGCAUCCUGACGUUCAAUUUGCGAUAGUGGACGGUUUGGUAUCCUCACUGGUGCACUCAAAGAAGUCUUCUGUGCGCGAGCAUGUUUACGAAAUUCUGGAGAAAACGGUCAUUCCCAUCGUGUCAUCAAUCAAUGAGCGUCGCCCGCCAAAGGAGAAAGAGUGGCUCUCAGCCGAGACUGGGGUUGGCGACAUCCCUGAGAUCUAUGAAGGUAAUACCAUGGACACUUUGCCACCAAUCAUGUCGCUCCUGUGGAUGACUAGAGCACAAUGGAAGGAUGAUACUCCAGAGUAUCAAGAGUGGUUGACACGUGUUUUGAUCCCCAUCAUUGAGAGAUCUGCGGCGGAGAACGUACGAUGGGUUGCUCUAUUCGCCAAACGCCAUGAGUUCGAAAUGCCUGAGCAUUAUCUCCCCGCCCUGCCCGCCAAGCGGAAACUCCUCCUUGAUUACUGGAGCUCAGUCCCACAGGCACUUACCAAAGCUAAUUUCGAAACUCUCAAAUGUUACUUCAUGGUCAACUUUAAACCGCAUCACAAGCUUCGUGCCGCUAACGACGCUGUGAAAAAGGACGGGGACUUUCUCAGAUCAAAUGCAGGCAAACAUUGGCUUUAUCUUUGGGACAACCCGGAUUAUGCAGCGUUCAAUGAUUGCGGAAUCACCCCUAUUGUCAACUGCCUGCUCAGAAUGGACAACACCAGCCAGAAUGACCUUACGGUUACAGAAGUGCAAGACUUUAUUUCCUACAUUGUGGCCGACCUCACCGCCAAGGCCGAUGUUCGCUUUUUCAAUCGUCUCAUGACCUGCUUCGCCAAUACCACUCGCGACAACAAGGCAAGAUGGACCACAAACUGCCUGCCGCUCCUCGGACGUGUCAUUAGGGACAUCGACAGGUUGAGGACAGAAGCCUGGCAGCGCGAUCCACACCGGGCUCCAGCGAGACUACCCGAGACGUUCUCGAUCAAGCUGAAAAUCCUAGGCGACAAGCAUCGGGACCCAGGUGUUGGUGAUGUGCCCGCACAGACGGAGAUCAGUGAAUUCGUGACAGAUCUAUAUGCGAUGGUACAAGAUCUCGUAGCAGGUGAAGAGCCUUAUCACAUGGAAUGGCGUCGCGUUCUCAGCAAGGUUGAAACCAUGUUUGACCGCGAUAAUUAUCCUCGGGCUGCUGUAACAAUCGCAGAAGCUGCUGACGCACAAGUUCCCAAGUUGGCAGACUACCUGAUGAUGGAGCUUGCUGAGAAUCUGUUCGAACAACAAGCCACCACACAGGAAAAAGAAGUAGUGGAAAGGACAAAGGUGCUGUUGGAAGGAUGGAUCAAAAGCCCGGUGGAGCACGUUCGACUCGCGGGUGAAGAUACUUUGGAAUAUUUGAUAGACCAGGGGAAAGUGCAUAACGGGUGGUUCGGACAUAAUUCAUGA